AUGGGUCUUUCCAAAUCGAGCAGGAUAUUGAUCCUGCUCACCAUCGAUUCGCUCUUUUUCCUGCUUGAGAUAACUGUCGGAUAUGCGGUCCAUUCUCUCGCGCUCGUUGCCGAUUCUUUCCACAUGUUGAACGAUGUGAUCUCACUACUGGUUGGUUUGUGGGCCGUCAAGGUCGCCAACCAAAAGACGAAUUCGAAGAUGUAUACUUAUGGGUGGCAACGAGCCGAAACUCUCGGUGCACUCGUCAACGGUGUUUUCCUUGUCGCGCUAUGCCUCUCCAUCGUCCUCGAUGCUAUUCAACGUUUUGUCGAACCUCAAGAAGUCAGCCAACCUAAGCUUGUGCUUAUUGUGGGAUCUCUCGGCUUGGCUUCAAACAUCGUCGGUCUCUUCCUUUUCCACGAUCACGGCCACAGCCACGGUGGGCACUCUCAUGACCACGGCGACGACGCCCACCUUGCAGAAGAGGGUCAUGCUCACGGGGCUGAUGCCGAAGACCACGCUGUAGCCGACGAGCGAGGGAACGUUGCGGACGUUCUCCCUCAAAAUCGCGUUGGAAACUGGCCGUCGACCGCCACCAAUGGCUCGAACACCCCUGGAAAGCGGUCUACAGAUAUAUCUUGGUCGGCGAAGAAGUAUUCGACUCCUCGCAGGUCGGCAUCAGGGAAGCGCAUCUCCAAGAAGCAUCACCGAUCGCGAUCACGAGGCUACUCUGGCCCCGAGGACAUUCCCGUCUACCCCUCAUCUUUCCGUAACAGCAUCAUUGAAUCCUCUCGCUUGGAAGAGGACUCUAGCUCCGAUGCAGACAACGAAGAUGCGGUCGCGGAUGGUGGACCUACGGAGCAGUCGCCGCUGUUAACGAAAGCUAAGAGCGUUUCUGGUCAGCCGGGCACCUCGAAGAAGAACGCUCACACUGACCACAAGCACAACAAGCCGAAAGAAGAGGGCAGCGGUGGGCAUGGCCACGAUCUCAACAUGCGCGGCGUCUUCUUGCACGUCAUGGGCGAUGCUUUGGGAAAUAUCGGUGUCAUCGCGUCAGCACUCAUCAUCUGGCUAACGGACUACUCAUGGAGGUUCUAUUCGGAUCCCGCCAUCUCUCUUAUUAUCACCAUCAUCAUUCUCGCUUCUGCCAUUCCACUGUGCAAGGCUGCCGCGCGUAUCCUUCUCCAGGCCGUGCCAGCGGGUCUUUCGAUCGAUGAUAUCAAGGACGAUAUUACCGAACUCGAUGGGAUUGUGUCUUGUCACCACGUCCAUGUUUGGCAGCUUUCCGACACCAAGUUGGUCGCCUCCCUACAUGUCCAGGUCGCUUUCGAUUUCCAAGGUGACGGCUCCGCACGCUACAUGGCUCUCGCCCGCGAUAUUCGUCAGUGUCUGCACGAAUACGGCAUACAUUCUUCUACCAUCCAGCCCGAGUUCUGUCUCGAUGAGAACCACGACCACACCGGCAACACAGACGAGAGCAGCGCCGAUGAGGCAAAUGGAUCUCACGGGAAGGGUUCAAAGCUCGGCAGCAAAACCGGCAGCGUGUGUGGAGCAGGUGAAGCAUGUUUGUUGGAGUGCUCCGAUGCCUGCGGCAACAGCAAACAAUGCUGUGAUCCUGCUACUUAG
This is a messenger RNA of Didymosphaeria variabile, 1605 nucleotides long. It is a transcript of the gene ZRC1, whose product is annotated as Zinc resistance conferring protein. Gene Ontology annotation, molecular function: zinc ion transmembrane transporter activity. The transcript is spliced from 3 exons. NCBI's taxonomy places the organism in Eukaryota, Fungi, Ascomycota, Dothideomycetes, Pleosporales, Didymosphaeriaceae. The record is from RefSeq and is a predicted model, not a curated record. The coding region runs from base 1 to 1605 and encodes 534 amino acids. Gene Ontology annotation, cellular component: membrane. Gene Ontology annotation, biological process: zinc ion transmembrane transport; intracellular zinc ion homeostasis.